AUGGUGCAUGUUGCCGCCGGGCCUAUCCCGAAGGAUUACUUUGGAUUUGCGCUCUUCGUUACAAUCCUCUGCUGCCUACCAUUUGGUGUUGUUGGCCUCGUCAAAUCAAGCGAGGUGAAGAAUCGUGCGGCAGGAGGAGAUUAUAGCGGAGCAACCAUCUCGUCAUCUGAGGCUCGACGCUGGUCAUGGGCUGGCUGUAUUAUCGGAGGGAUUACGUGGGGUAUUGCUCUCAUUGUGACGUGUGUCUACAUAGGUCUUGCUGUAGCUGCCUGUAACGCUGGAGAUUGCUAUAAUUACUAAACAUGGGAGGGGCUACAGAAUGGCGAUCGCCCUGAAUGAUUUCCAGUUGAAAGAUAAGAAGAAAACAGAAAGGAACAGACAAUUUUUGAAAUAGAUAAAUUACCCAUCAAUUUAAUGGCAUUUCUUUAAUUGCUAUUUUUGAACCAAUAACCAGACUCGCAUUUUAAUAAAAAAUAGAUUUAUCACAUUUUGUCUAUUCAUGAUUAUUUUUACCUUUACGUCAUUACCAUGAAACUAAACAUAGAAGAAGAAUACCUCGGAAAGAAGGCAUUUGUUAAAAACACACACACACACACAAACAAAAAAGAAGAGCGAGGGUCCAUAGAGGGGGGGGGGGGGUCCCUUCACCCCUGUGGAUCCGGUACUGGUAACAUAAAGUGAUAGGCUUUAUUCUACAUGAUUGA
Lytechinus pictus (painted urchin) is the source of this 704-nucleotide messenger RNA. RefSeq names its product proline rich transmembrane protein 1B-like. The record is from RefSeq and is a predicted model, not a curated record. Gene Ontology annotation, cellular component: membrane. The transcript is spliced from 2 exons. The coding region runs from base 1 to 300 and encodes 99 amino acids. Lineage: Eukaryota; Metazoa; Echinodermata; Echinoidea; Temnopleuroida; Toxopneustidae.